CUAUAAGGUGUCAGGAUGUCACUGUCUAUUUCUCCAUGGAGGAGUGGGAGUAUUUAGAAGAACACAAGGAUCUGUACAAGGACGUCAUGAUGGAGAAUCACCAGCCCCUCACAUCACCGGAUGGAUCCACUAAGAGAAAUCCACCAGAGAGAUGUCCCAGUCCUCAGUAUUCCCAGGACUGUCCAGAGGAAAAGCAGAAUAUCCCACUGGAUCAUCAGGAAAGUUCAGAUGGAACGACGAGUGGACUUGAGAAACCUGUAUCAGCGUCUGUGAAUGGUGAAGACAGGAUGACAGUAUACCAUAUGCAUCUCCAUGUACCUUCCUAUCAUGAAGCAGAAAAUAACAAUACCACAGAAGGUGGUUGUAUAACUCCUAAUGUACCCUCAGUCCUUCACAGCGAAGAUCUCUCCUCCGGUACCGCUGGUCACAAGAAACCUUCAUCUAGUCAAUCACUAAUUGGCAAAACAAGAACUAAACAGAAACGUGGGAAACAUUUUAAAAAGAAAUCUAAUCUUUCCUUACAUGAGAAAAAUCACAGAGAUAAAAGGUCAUUUUCAUGCUCAGAAUGUGGAAAAUCUUUUACAAGGAAAUUCCUUCUGGAUGGACAUCAGAGAAUUCACACAGGGGAGAGACCAUUUUUAUGUUCAGAAUGUGGGAGAUGUUUCAGUCGAAAAUCACAUCUUGUGUACCAUCUAAGAAUCCACUUAGGGGAAAAGCCAUUUUUGUGUUUAGAAUGUGGGAAAUGCUUUAGUCAGAAUUCGGAUCUUAAUAGACAUCAGAAAUCUCACACAGGGGAGAAGCCAUAUUCAUGUCCUGAAUGUGGGAAGUGUUUUAGUCAGAAGUCAGAUCUUCAUAGACAUCAGCGAGCUCACACAGGGGAGAAGCCAUAUUUAUGUCCUGAAUGUGGGAAAUGUUUUAGUCAGAAAUCAGAUCUUCAUAGACAUCAGAAAGGUCACAAAGGGGAGAAGCCAUUUUCAUGUCUUGAUUGUGGAAAGUAUUUUAGUCAGAAAUCACAUCUUGUUACACAUCAGAGAGCUCACACAGGGGAGAAACCAUUUAUGUGCCCUAAAUGUAGUAAAUAUUUUAAUGUGAAAUCAGUUCUUGUAGAACAUCUGAGAACUCACACAGGGGAGAAGCCACAUACAUGCCCUGAAUGUGGGAAAUCUUUUAGUCUGAAAUCGUGUCUUGUUAGACAUCAGAGAACUCACACAGGGGAGAAGCCAUUUUUAUGUUCUGAAUGUGGAAAAUGUUUUAGUCACAAAUCAAGUCUUGCUACACAUGAGAGAACUCACAAUGAAGAGAAGCCACUAUUGCUCAGUAGUACAGGUCAUAAUGUAACUCAUACAUUCUUACAACAGAUGGCAGGAUCUCAGUCUGUGAAGCAAUUAUAGAUGCAAGCCAUGUCUUGUCGGGUAUUGUUUUAAGGCUGACAAUCAUGUGAAGAAAAAUUCAGCACUGCACGGAGAUCUAGGUAAAAUCUCUUUAUUUCAUGCAAGAAAACAUCUGACAGAUCAGAAUAGAAGUAGUUAAUUUGUUUCAGACCCAAUGGUCCUUCCUCAUCCCAUAAUUGGCUACCUGCUCCAAGGACAGUGGCAGUUGGGGAGUUUGACUGGGGCGGCAAACCUGUCAAACCAUAACACAGGUGUUUUAAGGUGAGCUCAGAGAGGACGGAAACCUCCCAUUGAGAACUAUGCUGUAAGUAAAGACUGUUGGGUCUGAAACAUGUAAACGACUUCUGUAUACGUAUGUUGGAUGUUUUAUCACAUGGAAUAAAGGGAUUUUAUAAGGCUCCCGUGCAGCUGCCAUCUCUGAAAGAACUCAACCGCCCAGGAUGUUUAUAGUCAAUUAGCAGUCAGGAAGUAGUUAAAGCUUAGAUUGUCGGUUUUAAAACAAGACCUGGAUUACAUCUUUAGAUGCUACACAACCUGAGAUAUUCCAGGAUAAAGCGGCCCUCCCACCUCUUCAGCCAGCUGUGAUGUUGACUAGCAUGGAGAAGCAGAAAGGUCUAGUGGAGCACCUGCCAACCGACUGAAGAAAAAGAGACAUAGAUUCUCUUUCCCUGUGCAACUGGACAUGGGCGCAGGAGGAGGGUAACAUGGAUUUCUCUGCAUGUUAUCAACACCUCCCCAUCAGACAGUAUACUUAUGCUGAUUAUCCCCUUUUUCUGCUAGAAACAGUGUGUAAAAUUGAGUGCUUGCUCAUCUAAUCACCUUUCUGUUCAUUCAAUCAAUGACCCAGAAGUUUACCAGGAUCUAGAUCACAGCACUAAAUUAGUUGUGCCAAACACAAUGGCACAUUUUUAUUCAUUGAUUGUUGCUGUAAAUGAUAA
Molecule: messenger RNA, 2329 nt
Organism: Bufo bufo (common toad)
Lineage: Eukaryota; Metazoa; Chordata; Amphibia; Anura; Bufonidae
Product: zinc finger protein 501-like
Exons: 4
Coding region: 36-1391 (451 amino acids)
Biological process (GO): regulation of immune system process; negative regulation of transcription by RNA polymerase II; regulation of cytokine production
Source: RefSeq, a predicted model, not a curated record